Messenger RNA from Spizellomyces punctatus DAOM BR117, 3597 nucleotides. RefSeq lists its product as uncharacterized. The transcript is spliced from 18 exons. Gene Ontology annotation, molecular function: guanyl-nucleotide exchange factor activity. Gene Ontology annotation, biological process: Ras protein signal transduction; positive regulation of GTPase activity. Lineage: Eukaryota; Fungi; Chytridiomycota; Chytridiomycetes; Spizellomycetales; Spizellomycetaceae. Gene Ontology annotation, cellular component: plasma membrane. The record is from RefSeq and is a predicted model, not a curated record. The coding region runs from base 358 to 3597 and encodes 1079 amino acids.
GUAUUGGCGAGCUGCCUAGUCAGAAAGGUUCCGCCGAUUGGGAUACUUGGCUUUUACAUAUUUUGGCGUCAAUUGCUGUGUUGGGUUUUCGCACAUUCGUUUGUUUUUUUUGUUUUUGGAUGGGGAGCUUGGAUUGAUUGGCAAGACAAGUAUUGUUAUUUUCCAGCCUGAUUGUCGAGCACUCGUGAAAUCGAGCUUGGGGGAAGAAAAGGAUACCAGCGUGCUUGAUCGUGUGUGCGCUUUGGGUUUUUUCCCGCUUAUCAUCAAUCGUGCUGAGAGAGGGUCCUGCCCUAUUGUUGUGUAUUGGGCAGCUGGUUCCUAUUUGGUGGGUUCCAAUUCUCCCCCUUGUUGCAAAAGAUGAAUUCUCAGCGUGCCGGGUCCCAAGACCCCUUUGCCCAUCCCGGCGGCCGCCGCAACGUCUUCGGGAGCAUGCCCGUCUCAUCCUUUAUCCACGACCUGGACCCACCUGACUAUACCGACGCUGAACCAGAAACCGAAACCAUCUACGAAGAGUCCCCAGCAUCGUCUGCCCUCCGUAGAGACCUCGGUGCCCCUCGUCGACCCAUCCCGCAGAGUCCAUCAUUCGACCGUGUUGCAGAGAGGUUUGGGAUGAAACGAGGUGACUCAGAUGGGGGAUUGGCUGAACCAGAACAUGCGAGGAGUUCGAGUAUGGAUGCGCUGAGUGCUCGAGAACAGGCUUUGAAGCAGAAAAAGGGGGGAAUGACGAUUCGGCAGACGAUUGUUAAAAAGGGAGGCAAGUAUACCUUUACCACCCAUCUCGCACAUCUGUUCACUCUCUCAUCCACCCUUUUGAACUCGGUAGACUCGUUAGCGUCCCUCUUCCGCCUAGCAAAAGGCCCACUCUCGGCGGGUACCGAAAAUGGAACGACCCUCUCGACGCCUACACUCCACCAGCCUCCCUCAAUUCCUUCCGACGACCGCCGCGCAACCGAGGCAAAUCUCUCUAGCUCCACGAUGCGACGAGGCGGGUGGGGUGCCAUUAUGCGGAAAGCAACACGUGCGGUUACGCCAGAAACGACGCAGGUGUUUCCGGGGCUUAAUAUGAGGAAUAUGGCAACGUUGAAAAAGAAGGGUUCCACGACGUCUAUAUCUGGUCUAGCUAAUAUGGGACGAAACUCGAUCUCCCGAAACCCGUCAUCAUCCGAAUUCGGCGAAACAAGCACUUCAACAAGAAAAAGUGAUCAUUCAGAUGAUCUCGAUGAUGACCUAGAUUCAACCGGCGAAAGUAGCAUGGACGACCUCUCCCUCUGGGUCUCAACCACAUCCCUCACCUCCCUCUACACGCCCAAAACCCUCCAACUCUCUGUCGAACACCGUGCAAAAACCCUUGCUGUCCGCGUUCUCUAUCACGGAACAGUCGCAGACGCCAUCCAAAGCAUUUUGAUCGAUUUUGCGCAAGCCGAAAUGCACCAGCCUAAAGACUGUAAAGAAGAGGCCGUUGAUAGGACUGGGUACAGGCUUUGCAAGCUGGAUCGAAAUGUACCUGGUGUGAGGGUUUGGAUGGACCCACAGGCUAUUUUGGGGAGUUAUGAUUUUAUGCAGGGGGACGAAGUGCGCCUUAAACACAUUAACGACAUUGAAACUAGCACCAUCACCAUUCCCCCCUCCACCACACCCCACCAUUUCGCAUAUUCUUUCACCGUCCUCGUCAAAGACGCUGUCGCGCAACUCCGGGAAGAGCAUUUGACAAAAGAAGAAAAGUAUGGAUUAUACUACCCGAGAUUGGGGAUUUGGUUGGAUGAUGGGCGAACAUUGUUUUCCUAUGAUUUGCAGCAAGAGAAAAAUCUGGAGCUGCGAGCGCUUGCGCAUCAGUUCUUGUUGCGGAUCUAUUUACCAGAGUUUGACCAAAAGAUUGCACUCAAAGUCCUGCCCAGUCUACGUGUCUCUGACGUGAUUGCCAUGAUCCAUUACCAGCUCAGUAACCGAAAAUUGACCCUCGGACACCGCGGAGGGAAAUACGGGCUCUUUAUCCCUUCCCAAAAUACAUGGAUGAAAGAAUCUGUAACAUUGGGUGAAUACGCAACAAUUCAAACCGAAGAUGUUCAAUACAAACUCCAAUACGAACUCGUAUCCGUUCUCCUGGACCUCCCACACAUCGAGUCCGCCCCCAUCAGAAUCCUCGUGGACCAAACUACAACUGUCGAGACGCUUUUGGAGACAGUUGGACUUGUUAACCCCGAUGCGGAAGCCGAUGUUUAUUGCCUGUUUUCACCAGCUGGGGAUCGGUUGAGUGAUCGGGAUAUUGUUUGGACCGCUGUCAAAGAUUUUGCGCAUGAGGACUCGUUACGUUAUCGCGCCAUUCCAAAGCGCAUCAUCCUGUCGAAUACUGCCGACGCAGACGUGAAACUGGACCUUGAUAUUGACUUUACGCUCCCCUUGUCUCGGUCGAUACCGUUCUUGUGUCGAAGGUUUGGAAGGCAGGUAGAUGAGGUGGAUGGAAUUGAAACGGAUGCAGGUGUCGCCUUGGACGUGACUCAAUCCCUUCAAGACCAGCACGUUAAACCCGGUACACAACUGUAUCUCCAAGUCACAAAUCGUCAUAUCCCACAAACCCAGGGCUCACCAUCCAUGUGGGACGAACCCGACACUGACGAAAAUAUUCAAAUGAUGAAAGACCCGUCUGGAGUGAUGAUGGUUGGAUCGGGAACGUUGAACAAGUUGGUGGAGAGAUUGACGGAUGAGCGGGGAGAAGGAACGUCACAGUAUUUGGAUUACGUCAAAACCUUUCUCCUCACAUAUCAAUCCUUCACAACGGGUGCAAUUCUCCUCCGCAAACUUAUCGAACGCUACCACGCCCCUCGCUCCCGAAAAGCAACGUUUGCCUCCUACGACCAUUUUCGACUCACGAUCCAACUUCGAGUUUGCAACGUUAUUCUCCAAUGGGUUAAACGCCAUCCGGCCGAUUUCGUCGUUGGAAAAGACUUUUGGGCGGAUGCCAUGCGGUUUGUGGAGGAUGUCCUUGCGUAUGAUCAUCCGAGUAUGGGGCGGCAGAUUCGGAGGAAUUUGGUCAAGAUUAAGGAUAACACGCACCCAGCAUUGGUAAAACAUCUUGUUCUAAAAUCCCCACUCCGAGCCACCGACGGCGAUCCCCGACGUUUCAACGUCUUCCGACAUCCCCCCGACGAAAUCGCCCGACAAUUGACACUCAUUGAACAUGCCUACUUCGCUGACAUCCUGCCAUCCGAGCUACUCAAUCAAGCAUGGUCAAAACCCGAUGCGCCAACCAAGGCACCCAAUGUCGUCGCAUUGACGAGGAGAUUCAAUGCAGUGGCGUGUUGGACCGCAAAGUCCAUCCUGGAAAUGAAAACCCCACGAGCAAGAGCAAAACGCAUUACAGGCCUCGUUGAAAUCGCCAGUCAACUCUUGACACUCAACAAUUUCUCAACCCUCAUGGCCAUCAUUGCUGGACUCAACAAAGCGGCCGUGAUACGCCUAAAGCAGUCAUUCAAGGAAAUCGGAUCAAAGACACUAAAAAAAUUGACAGAGUUGGAGAAGUUGAUGACGGCUGAAGGGUCUUACAAGGGUUAUCGGGCGCACAUGAGGACGGUUGGUAUGCCCUGUAUUCCAUACAUGUAA